Molecule: messenger RNA, 1806 nt
Organism: Fusarium tjaetaba
Lineage: Eukaryota; Fungi; Ascomycota; Sordariomycetes; Hypocreales; Nectriaceae
Exons: 1
Coding region: 1-1806 (601 amino acids)
Source: RefSeq, a predicted model, not a curated record
AUGCCUCAAGCAUCGUUCCCCUGGAUGGGUGCGCGCGUCCUCACCGAAGAAAAGAAUGCCACCCUCACCAGUGGACAGGGCGAUAUCCUCGCAAAGACGGUCGGAAGGCUUGACGGUGGCGGCUACUUUUACAGCAACCAACGACCCAAAGGCGAAUGGAAAUUUACCAAGGUGUUCAAUCGCGGAACACUUCUUUGGGACAAGGACAACUUCUGCCCCGGAGAUUCUGUUGAUCAGUCAAUGCAUGUGCACUACUGUGAGGAAUCCUACGACUACGGAUCUCCAAGGCGUUUAUUUAUCGGCUAUUCGGCGUACACGCUAGAGCCUGUGCUUGCGAGCAUCAAUCUGGAAACCUUUUAUAUCAGCGAGGACAUGACCGAUGACCAUCAGACUGGUCUACAAUUCGAGGCCACCACGGAAGGCUUUCUGAAGGGGGAUGAGGUUAUUCUCCAUCAUUCUCUCACAGUCCCUGGAAACAUUCGGGCGCUCAAGCUACUUUUGCUCAGGAAGGACUGGGGCAGAGCUUUCCAUGGUGGAGAUCUGACUGUCGAAGUCGCAAAGGAUCUGGCCUACCAGUCCGCUCGGUCGCUCUACCAUCGGCGGGCUCCUGUCACCCUGGCUCGUAUCCAGCCAGCGACCACUGCCCAGGUACCGAACUUCAAGAAGUCGGACCUCAAACGAUGUGUUAUUCCUGACCAGCCCUACGGACCUGAGAACCUUCAUCUUCAAGACGUACUUCCUCGUGAUGGGAGUAUCUGGUUUGAGCGACCUCAAUGCUUUGUCUACAAAGCGCCUUAUAUGUCCAAUAUGCGGUACUCGAAACGUCUAUACCACGACCUUUCCAUGUUCGCCAAAGCUCAUUCGCACGACAAAUUCAAUGCCACGGCGAUGCUAUUCGCUGUACAACUCUGGUGCGACAUUGAAGAACACUCGAACAACAUGCUUGAACAAGAUAUCGCAGAGCCACUGCCCUCUGUUUCUCUAGCAGUAUUUAUCGUCUACUUUGAGCACUGGCUGAAGAUUCAUGAACAUCUUCAGUGUCUCAGCUUCAUUCAUCCGUUCAGGUUGAUUCAUCUUUUAUACUGGAAUGACAUUCUCCAGCCAUUCAAUAGCAAGGAAGCCUUCUACAUCAAGGAAAAUGCGAUCGACUCUCUGCGAGUCCAGCAAUAUGUACGGGACGCUAAGGCAAUUGGCUCUAGAAUUCCUGUGACAGAACGCGCUGAUCUCUAUCCCUUUAUGAUAAGUGGCAGCAGGAUGGUAUGUCCCCAGGACAUACCUUUCAAAUUCCGUCUAUAUGAGGCUCGUCAAGCCAUGGUUGGCAUGCCUGAUCUUCGAGUUCUCGGCUCACCAUCAUAUCUUCCCACGGACAGCGAGAUAAUCGAAAUUGGCCUGCCAGAGCCCAUUGCCCGAAUCACCUUUCUCCGAGACACCCCAGACGAACUGGCCUACACCAAAGUUUUCGACGCUACCGAGGCCGGUUUCACAUUGCUGUUCGGAGACAGCUUGAAGUCUGGCACCAUCUGGACACACGAGUUUCAAUCGUAUACACCACUGACAGAUCUUCCGAUUGAAGCAUACGUCUAUCCAAACAUGAUUGACGCCUGGUCCCGCCUUCUCGAUCGGCGCAUGGCUUGGCUUGAGGAGCUUGGUGUACUGGGAAAAGUUCGAGUUCGGACUGGCGACGAUGGUUUACCUGGUUAUCAUGGCAUGCCAUUGGAGAAUGAUAGCCGCUACCUCGAUGAAGCAUACGCGGGUAAAAUGGUCAAGCUUGCGCUGGAGGAUCCCAGGAACAGACCUGACUCCUGA